AUGAACAGCAACAGGCAGCCCACCAGAGCCUCCAGGUCUCCCCCAGGCUAUGGAUGGGUUGAGAAAGAGGCCUUAGUUAUUAAUGACCCUGACUUCCAGCAUGAGGAUUUGAACUUCCUGUCCCGUAGCCAACGCUAUGAGCAAGCCAUCAGGAAGAGCUCUCUGAUGGUGAUGAAGUUAAGAGAAUAUGGAAUCGCCGAUCCAGAGGAGAUCUACUGGUUUAAAAGCUUUGUUCAUCGUGGACGGCCUGAGCCUCUGGACCUUCAUCUGGGCAUGUUCCUCCCCACCCUUCUCACCCAGGCAACCCCAGAGCAGCAGGAUCGCUUCUUCAUGCCUGCCUGGAACCUGGAGAUCAUUGGCACUUAUGCCCAGACUGAAAUGGGCCAUGGAACUCAUCUUCGGGGUCUAGAAACUACAGCUACUUAUGACCCUGCUACCCAGGAAUUUAUCCUCAACAGCCCCACUGUGACCUCCAUUAAGUGGUGGCCAGGUGGACUUGGAAAGACGUCGAACCAUGCCAUUGUUCUGGCUCAGCUCUACACUCAGGGCCAGUGCAAGGGGCUGCAUGCCUUCAUUGUUCCCAUACGGCAGCUGGGCACCCAUGAACCUUUGCCAGGUAUUACAGUGGGUGACAUCGGGCCAAAAUUUGGUUAUGAUGAAAUGGAUAAUGGCUACCUGAAAAUGGACAACUUCAGAAUUCCUCGGGAAAACAUGCUCAUGAAAUAUGCCCAGGUUGAACCAGAUGGCACCUAUGUGAAACCACUUAGUGACAAGCUAACUUAUGGGACCAUGGUGUUCAUCCGAUCUCUCAUCGUAGGCGAUUCAGCUCGCUCCCUGUCCCGGGCUUGUACCAUUGCCAUCCGCUAUAGUGCAGUGAGACACCAGUCUGAGCUCAAGCCAGGGGAACCAGAACCCCAGAUAUUGGAUUAUCAGACCCAACAAUACAAACUCUUUCCUCUGCUGGCAACAGCAUAUGCUUUUCACUUUGUUGGAGCCUACAUAAAAGACACCUAUCGUCGUAUUAGUGGGGACAUCAAUGAAGGGGAUCUGAGUGAGCUGCCAGAGCUCCAUGCACUGACAGCAGGGCUGAAGGCGUUCACUUCCUGGACAGUCAACACUGGUAUUGAGGAAUGUCGGAUGGCCUGUGGUGGGCAUGGCUAAUCUCGCUGCAGUGGGAUUCCUGACAUCUAUGUCACGUUCACCCCAUCCUGCACCUAUGAGGGAGAAAACACAGUCAUGAUGCUGCAGACAGCUAGGUUCCUUGUCAAAAGCUACACCCAAGUUAGUUCUGGACAGCGGGUUACUGGCAUGGUGUCCUACCUUAACGACCUCUCCACGCAACGCAUUCAGCCACAGCAUGUGGCUGCUAGAACUGUGACUGUGCGGAUCAAUGAUCCAGUCAGUUUGGUAGAGGCCUACAAAGCACGUGCUGCCCGACUUGUAGAAGCUGCAGCAAAGAAUUUGCAAGCUGAACUGAACCACAGAAAGAGCAAGGAGGAUGCCUGGAACAGAACUUCUGUUGAUCUUGUGCGAGCAUCUGAGGCACACUGUCACUACGUGAUAGUGAAGCUUUUCACAGCAAAGCUGUCUGAGAUCAGUAAUGCAGCUGUUCGUGCUGUCCUGACUGAGCUUUGUCUCCUGUAUGCACUGUAUGGGAUCAGUAAGAGCACAGGGGAUUUCUUGCAGGCGGGUAUUCUGACCGAUGCCCAAAUUACUCAAGUGAACCAGCGUGUAAAAGAGCUCUUGGCUAUAAUUCGUCCCAACGCAGUAGCACUGGUGGAUUCCUUUGACUUUCAUGAUGUUCAUCUUGGAUCUGUGCUUGGCCGAUAUGAUGGCAAUGUCUAUGAGAACAUGUUUGAGUGGGCAAAGAAAUCCCCACUGAACAAAACAGAGGUUCAUGAGUCUUUCCGCAAACACCUGAAGCCGAUGCAAGCCAAGCUGUGAAGCCUGCUGUGUUUUCAAACUGCAUACUUUUCCUGCCCUGAAAACCGGGUGUUUGUGUCCUUUCUUCAGGCACUUAAAUCAAACCUUUCAAAUCCUGAUAGCUAUAGGACAGUGAAUAAUUGUAGCCUUUCUUUCCACUUUUAUGAAUCGAGGAGGUGCUUGGGGAGAGUGCAUAGGGAUUGAUGGCUGGUUUUAAAGUGCAAUUAUAAUGGUAAAAUUAACCUUUUAAAAAAUCUGGGAAAGCUUUAUGGAUUCAUACAUGGAUUGCUUUUGUGAAGCUGCUAACUAGAGAGAAGUUACUGUCAACUGGAAAGGUAGCAGGAUUUUACUACUAAGUAGUUAACAGCCCUUAGGCAGUAGCUUCUAAUGAGCAGUUGUGUCCUCCCCCCAAGAAAGCAUCACUAUCUUGAUGGUUUUUUUCCUUUUUAAUUUUUUUUUUUUUAAGAUUAGCACCACGUCUCUCCUUGUUUGGCAAAUAUUUAUGCUAUCUAAAGCCUCCCCCAUAGUUUUGUGCAUAUGAAUCUGCAUGUGGCACUAGUUUCCUGAUGUAGCUGGGAAGUAAAUACCCAUCUUUGUCUGGAGCUCUGCUUCA
Messenger RNA from Charadrius vociferus (killdeer), 2536 nucleotides. RefSeq names its product acyl-CoA oxidase 1, palmitoyl (gene ACOX1). NCBI's taxonomy places the organism in Eukaryota, Metazoa, Chordata, Aves, Charadriiformes, Charadriidae. Gene Ontology annotation, cellular component: peroxisome. Gene Ontology annotation, biological process: fatty acid beta-oxidation using acyl-CoA oxidase; lipid homeostasis; very long-chain fatty acid metabolic process. The transcript is spliced from 14 exons. The record is from RefSeq and is a predicted model, not a curated record. Gene Ontology annotation, molecular function: fatty acid binding; FAD binding.